Molecule: messenger RNA, 882 nt
Organism: Penicillium psychrosexuale
Lineage: Eukaryota; Fungi; Ascomycota; Eurotiomycetes; Eurotiales; Aspergillaceae
Exons: 3
Coding region: 1-882 (293 amino acids)
Cellular component (GO): cytoplasm
Molecular function (GO): oxidoreductase activity, acting on the CH-OH group of donors, NAD or NADP as acceptor
Source: RefSeq, a predicted model, not a curated record
AUGUCUAUCUCUGUGCAAGGAAGGACCGCCAUCGUAACCGGAGCUGGCUCCGACCUAGCCUUGCGUCCCGAAGCGCAAGUGUUCGUCGAUGAGCACAAGACCGAUUCCCCGCGAGUGGUCUUCCAAGAGACCAAUGUGGUUGACUGGGCUCAGCUCGAGCGGAUGUUCGAGGUUGCCGAGAAGGAGUUCGGCGAGAUUGAUAUUGUGUGCCCGGGCGCGGGAGUCUACGAGCCGCUCUGGAGCAACUUCUGGCGCCCACCUGGCGCGGGCGAAAGCAAGGACUCGACCACUGGCGGCCGAUACGCUAUAAUCGAUAUCAACCUCACCCACCCGAUCCGCACGACCCAGCUGGCAAUUGCUCAUUUCCUGAACAACUGUACCAGCGGUCGCCCGAAGCAUAUCCUUCAUAUCUCCAGUAUUGCAGCCCAGAACGCUAAUCUCGCCAACCCGGUUUACUGCGCCACGAAACACGCCAUUAGCGGCUUUGUGCGUUCGCUCGCCAAUCUCGACAAGAAGUUUGGUAUCCGAGUCACAGCCGUGGCUCCCGGUGUUAUCAAGACUCCGCUCUGGACUGAACACCCGGAGAAGAUGAAGUUGAUUGAUGGUAGCGAUGAGUGGGUGACGCCCGAGGAAGUAGCCGAGGUGAUGUUGGCGCUUUUGCAGCAGGACGAGGUCAGCGAGACUAUCGGCGACCGGUCGGGUAAUGGGCAGCAGUUUAAGGUGGAGGGAGGUACGGUUCUGGAGGUGUCAAAGACUGUGCGCGCAGUCGCUCAAUUCAAUGACCCUGGUCCUGGCAAUCGCCCUGGAAACACGGCGUCGGAUCAUCACGAGGUCGAGGAGGAGACUUAUAAGAUCCUGGAGCAGAAAGGAUGGGGACUGUGA